This is a messenger RNA of Thermothielavioides terrestris NRRL 8126, 2383 nucleotides long. RefSeq lists its product as uncharacterized. Gene Ontology annotation, molecular function: phosphoric diester hydrolase activity. NCBI's taxonomy places the organism in Eukaryota, Fungi, Ascomycota, Sordariomycetes, Sordariales, Chaetomiaceae. Bases 500 to 1642 code for a protein of 380 amino acids. Gene Ontology annotation, biological process: lipid metabolic process. The record is from RefSeq and is a predicted model, not a curated record. The transcript is spliced from 4 exons.
AAUUCGUGUUUUCCUGCUUCUGCUUUCUGCUUUCCUUUCUUUUCCAUGUUUUCUUUCCCCUUUUCCAUCUAGUGUAUAUCUGUGUCCUUCUCUCUUUCCCUCGUUCCGUUCUCUUCUCCUUCCUUACCUCAAGUCUCAACCUCGCGCCUGCUCGCCGAUCGACCGCCGGUCAGCCAAUGAGCGGCGCACGUUUUCUCCUGAGUGGCCGCAGCGAAACGACACUGUCGCGAACGCAGGCAAGCCGGUUUCCAUCUGCAGAAGCUGAUCGGUCCCCCGCCGCAGUCCCGUUGGAAGCCUUCUGAUGAUGCGGCCGGGGUCGGUGGGGCUGGUGGAGUUCAAGGGCUCGGGCCGGGAAGCGGUUGCACGAGCUGGAGUCCGAGACGCGGACGCUGGGGAUGGACUGCCCCGGCAGUCGUCAUUGCUCAGAGCUGGCGCAGAGAGAGCAGCUCAAAACAGACGGCAGCCCGCAUACUCCAUCUUCUCUGCUCUCCGGUCAGCCAUGGCUUCUUGGAAACUUGGCGGGCCCAAGUCGACCGUGAUGGUCGAAUACGUUCCCAUACCGGGCGACAUGGAAGACGUAGACGAUGCGGAUCUGGUUGUUCCGCAGAAGUCGAGGGCAAGAUGGACAUGGCGCUCGUAUUUAUUAUUGGGGCUAGCGCUGCUAGCGAUGAUCCUGCUGGCCGUAAAAGUCGGCGAUGUAAUAGGGCAGAACUUCUCCAGGCAGCACGGCCCUAAAGACAACCCAUUUGGCAACUGGGGAAAGCCAGGAACGGGCACCGAGCAGCUCGCAUGGUAUCCAGCCGACUUCCUCCGAGACGUGGUACCCGUUCCAUGCCACUCGCACAACGACUACUGGCGCGACGUGCCGCUGUUCUCGGCUCUCUACGCCGGCUGCACGGGGGUCGAGGCAGACGUCUGGCUGCGCCGUGGCGAUCUCCUAGUCGGGCACGACACGGCAAGCUUGCAGCCGAACCGGACCUUCCAGACGCUGUAUGUCAACCCGCUCAUCGAGAUCCUGACCCGACAGAACCCGGCAACGGAGUUUUACAACGGCACGACAAAUGGGGUGUUCAGCACCGACCCGUCCCAAACGCUGGUGCUCCUCGUGGACCUCAAGACCGACGGCGCCGAGACCUGGCCCUGGGUAGUGAAGCAGCUCUCCCCUCUACGCGAGCGGGGCUGGCUCAGCUACUUCGAAGACGGGCAGUUCCACGCGCGGCCCAUCACCGUCGUCGGGACGGGCAACACGCCGUUUGACCAGAUCCUGGGGAACUCGACGCCGUCAUCGUCGUCGUCCUCAUACCGCCGGGACGCCUUCUUCGACGCGCCGCUAGACCAGCUCGAGAACUCGCCGUACGACGCGACCAACUCGUACUAUGCCAGCGUCAACUUCUGGCGGGCUAUUGGGCCGGUGUGGUGGAGGGGCGAGCCAAGCGCGGCGCAGCUCAGGAAGAUCAGGCGGCAUCUUCGCGAAGCUCACAAGAGGGGGCUCAAGGCGCGGUACUGGAACCUGCCGUCGUGGCCGAUCCAUGUGCGGAACAGGCUGUGGCAAAUCCUGGUAGAGGAGGGCAUUGACAUGCUGAACGUCGACGACUUGAAUGCGGCGACGAGACAGGACUGGACGAGGCCGGACACGUUUUAGACGGCUUGUGCUUGUGGGGCUAGAUGGAGUUUGGAUCGGGGUUUACAGGUGGCAGCUCCGAGGAAGUGGAAGUGAUCCGCAAGUGGUAUCUUCGCCCGGUAUCACAACCCCGCUCUCCGAACUCGCCGGUUUAUCUCCUGCGGGGAAUUGCCCGCAACUCACCCACCGGAGGUGGGGCUGGUGAGCUCAUACACGCCGUCUCCAACUCCUGGGCGAGCAAUGAGACGGCAGCUGCAAGCCUGGCAACUUGGAGAGUGAGGGGUUCCGGGCUAUAAAAACGAGGAAAGCAGCAUUAGGGAGCCAGCAGAGGGCAUAUACAUCCCCGUUGUGUAACCUCUCCGAGCUCAUCAUCAAGAACUGGAGCAUCCAGAGAUUAGAAGGACGGCAAGAAAGAGACCAAGGCCACGCAACCAUCCAGCCUAUCAUCGAUCGCAAUGGCAGCUCCGCAGCGACGCUCAUCCAUCGUGGCCAUCGCCGAGCAACAAUCGAGGCUUGCCUCCCUCGAUUCCUCCAUCAUCGACCGCCUGCCAGCCUACUCGGCCACGCUGUUCGAAGCCAAGACGCAGAAGCGGCUCACCUUCGAGGACAUCGCGCAGCACCUCGGGCGCAGCGAGGUGGCCGUGGCGGCGCUGUUCUACGGGCAGGCGCAGGCGUCGCCCGAGGACGCCGAGAAGCUGACGCAGCUGCUGGGCCUGUCGCGCGAGUCGAACAUCGCCUCGCAGAUGAUGGGCUUCCCCGACC